This is a messenger RNA of Gilbertella persicaria, 2877 nucleotides long. Its product is annotated as armadillo-type protein. NCBI's taxonomy places the organism in Eukaryota, Fungi, Mucoromycota, Mucoromycetes, Mucorales, Choanephoraceae. Gene Ontology annotation, biological process: protein import into nucleus. Gene Ontology annotation, cellular component: cytoplasm; nucleus. The transcript has 15 exons. Gene Ontology annotation, molecular function: small GTPase binding; nuclear import signal receptor activity. The coding region runs from base 107 to 2698 and encodes 863 amino acids. The record is from RefSeq and is a predicted model, not a curated record.
UUCUUUUUUUUUCUCUCUCUUUUUUUUUCUUCACGCUUUUAAUUUUUUUUCUUUUUCCUGUAGUUUCGUCUUGCUAUUUAGUCUUAUUCUCGAGAAAGAAAUAAAAAUGGACGCAGCUACACUUCUUGCCAACACUUUAUCUACUGAUCGUGCUUUGCGUGAAGACGCCACACAAAAAUUAGAACUAUUUGCUCAAGAAAACUACUCAAACUACGUCGUUUCUUUGUGCCAAAUCCUUGCUAAUGAGCAAGCAGAUGAUUCUAUUCGUAUGUCUGCUGGUCUUGCACUCAAGAACAGCUUGACAGCAAAGGAAUAUGCUCGUAAAGAGGAAUUUAAUCAAAGAUGGCUUUUAUUAGCUGAAGAUCUUCGUAUUCAGAUCAAGCAAGGAGUUCUUCAAGCUUUGGCUUCACCCAAGAAGCCUGUAGGCAACAUUUCCGGACAGGUCGUUGCUGCUAUUGCUGAAAUUGAAUUACCUUUAGGAGGAUGGCCUGAUUUGAUUCGAAUCAUGCUUGAAAAUGUUCAAACUCCAGAUGCUACUUUGAAGCAAUCCACUUUACAAGCUAUUGGUUAUGUCUGCGAAGCAACUGAUCCUAUGGUACUUGCUGCUCAAUCAAACGAUAUUUUAACUGCUGUUGUUCAAGGUGCUCGUAAAGAAGAACCAAAUCAAGAAGUUCGUCUUGCUGCCAUUAAUGCUUUGAUCAACUCUCUUGAUUUUAUCAAAGAAAACUUUGAACGUGAGGGUGAAAGAAACUUUAUCAUGCAAGUUGUUUGUGAAGCUACUCAGAGUGAAUCCAGUGAUGUUCAAGUUGCUGCUUUUCAAUGCCUUGUUCGUAUCAUGCAAACUUAUUAUGAUAAGAUGCGUCUUUACAUGGAAAAGGCUUUGUUUGGUCUUACUGUUGCUGGUAUGAACAAUGAAGAUGACCGUGUUGCUUUACAAGCUAUUGAGUUCUGGUCUACUGUUUGUGAUGAAGAAAUGGAUUUGAAGGAAGAAUUACUUGAUGCUCAUGAAGCUGGAGAACAGCCUGAACGUGAAAGUUAUCACUUUGCUGAAUUAGCUUUGAACGAUAUUCUCCCUGUUCUUUUAUGGAUCCUCACCAAGCAAGAAGAGGAUUACGAUGAAGAUGAAUGGACUGUCUCAAUGGCUGCUGCUACCUGUCUUUCUUUGCUUGCUCAAUGUGUUGGUAAUGCUGUUAUCCAGCCUGUUGUGCCUUUUAUUGAAGCCAACAUUCAAAAUGAGAACUGGAGACAACGUGAAGCUGCUGUCAUGGCCUUUGGCUCCAUUCUCGAUGGACCUGAUCCUAUUGUGUUGACUCCUUUGGUUGAUCAAGCUUUACCUACUCUUAUUUCCAUGAUGAAGGACUCUGUUGUCCAUGUCAAGGAUACUGUUGCUUGGACCUUAGGUCGUAUUUGUGAAUUGCUCAUCAACUGUAUCAAACCUGAAAUUCACUUGAAUGAAUUGAUUUCUGCUCUUGUUUAUGGCCUUCAAGAUAGUCCUAGAAUCGUUGGCAAUUGUUGUUGGUCAUUGAUGAACUUGGCUGAACAAUUGGGUCCUACCAUUGGUGAUAAUGUCCCUACUUCUCCUCUCUCUGUCUUUUUCGAAGGCAUCAUUACUGCUCUCUUGCAAUUUACUGAGCGCUCUAACAAUGAAGCCAACUGCAGAACUUCUGCUUAUGAAGCCAUUUCUACACUUGCCAUGUGUUCUGCCAAUGACUGUAUUCCUACUGUUCAAAGAAUUGUGUUGACUAUUUUAGACCGCUUAGAGACUACCAUGGCCAUGGAAAGCCAAAUUCUUGAUGCAGAUGACAGAGCCAGUCAUUCUGAACUUCAAUCUAGUUUGUUGGGUGUCUUGACAAACUGUAUCCGUCGUCUUUCCCGUGACAUUAGUCAGAUUGCUGACCGUAUCAUGACAGUUGUCCUUCAAUUAUUGAACAACCAAUCCAAGCAAGCAACCACCACAGAAGAUGCAUUCCUUGCUAUUGGUGCCUUGACCAGUGCACUUGAAGCUGACUUUAGUCGAUAUGCUGAAUCCUUUGUGCCUAUUCUCUGCACUGCUCUACAAAACCCUGCUGAAUACCAAUUGUGUUUCAUUGCUGUUGGUUUGAUUGGUGAUAUUUGCCGUGCUCUUGGUAAAGAUGCUGCCCCUUACUGUAACAACUUGAUGCAAUUGUUGGUUACCAACUUGCAAUCACCUAUCCUUCAUCGUACUGUGAAACCUGCUAUCUUGUCAUGCUUUGGUGAUAUUGCCUUGGCUAUUGGUGAUGCUUUCAGUGGAUACUUGGAAAUUGUGAUGAUGGUGUUACAACAAGCAGGUAGCAUGCGUGCCGAUAGAGAUAAUUAUGAUAUGGUUGAAUAUGUCAACACAUUAUACGAAGGUUGUGUGGAAGCAUAUGUGGGUAUCGUUCAAGGUUUAAAUGGAACUCCUCAAACUGUCUUGUUAUUACCUUAUUUGACUCACGUCUUUGAAUUCAUUCACAUUAUUGCUGUUGAUGUCAACAAGACUGAUUCUCUUACAAGAUCUAUCAUUGGUUUAUUAGGUGAUCUUGCAGAGACAUUCGGUGCACAAAUUAAGGCUCUCUUCCAACAAGAAUGGAUCCCUGUUUUGUUGCGUGAAGCCAGAACAAGUCGUCAUUAUGGAUCAAGCACUAAAGAGACAUCGCGUUGGGCCAAGGAGGUGAGUGAAAUCAAUACUGCUGUAUAAACUGACAUUUCUUUUUAGAUGAUUAAACGUGCAUGUCAGUAAGAAUAAAAGAGAAAAGGACAUCGUUUUCUCAACUUUAUAUAUCUUUUAUUGUUUAAUAAUUCUUUUUUUUUCUUUCUCUUUUGUAUUCAUAACUACACACAUCCAAUCUUUGGCUUGACUUUUUUUUUUUUUUUUUU